AGAAAAAAAUAGAGGAAAGAAAGGAAGGAGGGAGGGGAUAGUGAAGCAGAAAAUAACUGAUUUUCUUCUAUCUGUCUCAGGCACCUACACCCUGCUCCCAGCUGGGAAAUCUGGGCCUUGCCAUUUUUGCAAUACAACCCUAGACCUUAAUAUUUUUUGGGUGUCCCUUCCUGCUUGAUGAGGAAAGGAGAAGAGGAGUGCACAGACUAUGGGAAGGAUGGUGCAUGCUGGGCAGGGUCUCCUGGAAAGCCUGAGGAUCUAGCAGGCCUCCUGGAUUUACCCAAACUGGAUCUGCUUUCAAAAAGGAGGAGAAGAAGGACAUAAUUCCUAUUUUUCACCCUCUUGCCCGGAAGGAUCAGAUUGGUGCAUUGCAAAAAAAAAUUGUGCACAUUUUUGUGGAUUUUUUUUUUAUUUAAUUUUUUUGCUGCUGAUUUUGCUUUUUUUUUUUUUUUUUUUACAUUUUUAGUAUUAUUAUUGUUGUUGUUUUUGUUUUUUUAAUUUAUUUGAUAUUUGCCCAGGAAUAUAAUAUCUUACGGAGGCAGAGGAUGAAAAAAAAACCACUGCAACCUAUCAUUCUGAACGCUGGGGGGGGGUUAAAAGUUUGCCUUGUCAACAUCACAACAGCUGUUAAAACAACAUUUUUUGUAAAAAAUUUUUUUUGUCCUUUGCCAUAAUGAUUUGGCAGGGGCUGUAAUUGUUUUUAAUUUAAUUUAAUUUUUUAUUUUUUUUGCAUCUACCUGAAAAGCUUGGAACAGGAAGGAGGAGAAGGGGCAAGAUGGGUUGGUUUAUCCCUUUAACAGUUCAGUAAAAUAGGCAAAAAAAAAUAUAUAAAAAAAAAUACCUUUUUGUAUUACGUUUUAUGAAAUUUUAUUCUGAUCUGGAGACAAGACACUGGAGUUUGGGAUCCGUCUACAGCCAAAAUGAGCAUCAGUUCACCUCCGACAUCAAUUGACAGGUUGAGCAGCCUGUCAUCUGUCAGUGACGGGGCAUCAGAACGAAGGUCUCCCGGGCACCAGCGCCAAGCCACGGACUACGGCGAGUCCACAGGUUUGGUCCAGCGCUGUGUGGUUGUCCAGAGAGAUCAGAAUGGAUUUGGUUUCACGGUCAGCGGGGACAGAAUUGUCCUUGUCCAGUCAGUGCGGCCAGGUGGUGCGGCCAUGCGGGCAGGUGUGCAGGAGGGCGAUCGUAUUGUGAAGGUUAAUGGCACGUUGGUUGCCAACAGUUCUCACAUCGAGGUGGUGAAGCUCAUCAAGUCUGGAACCUAUGUGGCGCUCACCCUGCUUGGUUCUCCUCCACCUUCCUCAACAAUGUCUGGACAUGAUCAUGGUCCUUCAGCCUCUCCCAGGAAUUUGUCUUCUCCAGUGCCACCACCUCCCCCUUUGCCACCUCCCCAGCGCAUCACAGGACCUAAACCACUACAGGAUCCUGAGGUUCAGAAGCACGCAACCCAGAUCCUCCGAAAUAUGCUGAAGCAGGAAGAGACGGAACUCCAGGCUCUUUGUGAAGUUUAUAACCGAACCCCGAACCACAGUCUGCAGGAGCAGAUAGAGGGAGCCAGAAGGAGAGUCCAUCAACUGCAACUAAAGAUACGUCAGGAAACAGCUGGCCCUGGAGAUAUUUUGCGUUCAUACAGUGACUGCAGCUCUGUAGGCUGUAAAGUAGUAGAUGGUCGGAUGUCGGUAGAUUCACAAGAUGGCGACAGCGGCCUAGAUUCUGGCACUGAUAGGAUCUCGUCAAUUAGCGAGUAUUCCAUUAACAGGAACUCCAUCUUGUCUGAUUUCGGGUUAGACAGCUCUCAUACCUCUCCAGUCAUCUCUACUAAAAUCUUCCAGCAUCGGCGGCAGGGUUCCGACACAGCACUGAUUCAAGACCAGGUGGACAAUACCCGACCCAUCAUCAUAUGCCCUGAAGAGGAUUACGACCAUGGCUAUGACAUCUCUGAGUGUGAUGGUUUAUUCCAAGACUUGGACAAGCUGAAGGUUCGGCCGGCCCACAUGGGAGUGUUCUUGAGAUACAUCUUUUCUCAAGCGGAUCCCAAUCCUCUGCUCUUCUAUCUGUGUGCUGAAGUUUGCCAGCAGCUCAGCGCUCGGGACGCCUGCUCUUUGGGGAAGGAGGUGUGGAACAUCUUCUUAGAUAAAAGUGCACCUCUGAGAGUGAAAAUUCCCGAGAACCUACUGGCUGAAAUAGAUUCCUGUUUACGUGGCUCUGAGGAUGUUCGGAACGCACUGAGUGAAGCACAGGACGCCAUGUUACCGGAAAUACAGGAGCAGAUACAAGACUACAGGACAAAGCGAACUAUGGGCCUGGGUAGUCUUUAUGGAGAAAAUGACCUGCUGAACCUUGACAUUGACCCUCAAAGAGAGCGUCAGGUGGCUGCUAAGCAGAUCGCACAGCUGGAGGAAAUUCUGUCAAAAUAUGAAGAGGAGAGAAGCUCUCCCAUGGCCUUUGCACUAAGCACCUAUAUGAAUCAUGCUGGAAUCAGUUCCCGUGAAUUUCGUCCUGCCAGCGUCUCGGAGAAGUCUCAGAUUAUUCCUGACAAAGACAAGUGGCUGCCCUUCUUCCCCAAAACUAAAAAGAACAGCAACGCAAAAAAGGAGAAGGAUCGAGAAUCUGCAGAUGACAAAAAACGAAACCCAAUUCUCAAAUACAUCGGCAAACCCAAGGGUUCCUCUCAGAGCACGUUUCAUGUCCCCCUGUCCCCUGGUGAAGUAAAACCGGGGAAUGUCCGAAAUAUCAUCCAACACUUUGAAAAUAACCAACAAUAUGACCUUCUAGAACUUGGAAUGCAACGGUUGUCCACUGGAAGCUUUCCUGAUGACCUGAUGGACAACAACAGUGCCCGGUCGGAGGUAAAACUUGGCCGUUCAGAAAGCUUAAAGGGGCGGGAAGAGCUAAAGAAAUCCCGCAAAGCUGACAACGUGCCUCGCUCUCGCAGUGACGUAGACAUGGAUGCAGCGGCCGAGGCAACAAGGCUACAUCAGUCCGCAUCAUCUUCAGCAUCUAGUCUGUCCACAAGGUCCCUGGAUAACCCAACACCACCCUACACCCCCAAGCUGAUCCGCAGGAGUAUGGAGUCUCCAAAUAUGAUCUUUACUGGUGAAUCCUUGCUGGCCAACCUCCAAGAAGACGAUUUAGGGCAUAUGUCAGACCCCGAACCCGAUGCCCAGAACUGGCAACACACUGUGGGCAGGGAGGUGGCUCAACAUCUAACUGCAAAGGAGAGGGCACGACAGGAAGUAAUACACGAGCUAUUUAUGACAGAGGCCUCUCAUCUUCGAGUCCUUCGAGUUCUUGAUCACAUUUUCUAUCAGAGGAUGCGCAAGGAGAACUUUUUGUCCACAGAGGAGCUUCUGCUUGUGUUUCCUAAUCUCCCUGAGCUGAUUGAGAUCCACAACUAUUUGGUAGAGCUCAUGAAGAGGGUGAGGGAGGAAGGACCAGUUGUCAAAGAGAUUGGUGACCUUAUGCUGUCCCGGUUUGAUGGAGCAGCCGGAGAAGAAGUGUGCCAAGAAACUGCCAAGUUCUGCUCGUGCCAGACUAUCGCCCUUGACCUUAUUAAAAUCAAAAAGCGUAAAGAAGCUCGGUUUAACCUCUUCAUGCAGGAAGCAGAGAGCAGCCCUCAGUGCCGGAGACUUCAGCUGAAAGAUCUUAUAGUAUCUGAAAUGCAGAGACUGACGAAAUACCCUUUGCUUUUGGAGAACAUUAUCAAACACACGGAUGCUGGCACACCAGAAUAUGAGAAGUUGUGCCGCUGUCGGGAUAGAUGUCGAGACAUCUUGAAAUUUGUGAAUGAGUCGGUGAAGCAGCGAGAGAACGAAUAUCGGUUGGCGGAAUACCAGAAACGUUUGGACACCACUUCCCUGGAGAGAAGCAAUAACCCACUGGCUGCAGAAUUUAAGAACUUGGACCUGACGUCAAGACGUAUGAUCCAUGAAGGAUCUCUAACGUGGAGGAUAACAAAAGACAAGACCAUUGAUCUGCAUGUUCUUCUCCUAGAUGAUCUUCUAGUUCUCCUUCAGAAACAAGAUGAGAAGCUAGUGCUCAAGUGUCAAAGCAAGACCUCAGUGGUUUCCUCUGAAACCAAGCAAACAUUCAGUCCUGUUAUCAAGCUGAAUUCUGUGCUGGUCCGGUCAGUAGCCACAGAUAAAAGAGCCUUCUUCAUUAUUUGCACAUCUGAACUUGGACCCCAGAUCUACGAGUUGGUGGCAAUGACGUCCUCUGAAAAAAACACGUGGAAAGACCUACUUGAAGAAGCUGCCAAAAGUGCCACAAGACAUCCACCCAUUUCAAUAAAACCAAGCACUCGGAACCUGGUCCAAUCAAGGGCACCCUCUGCUAGUUCAGUUUUACAGGAUGCAGGCAUCCCGAAUUUAUUGUCCGACACUAAUUUGAGAACCAACAGUGAAGACAUCGCAACGGAUGAGAAUCAGGUUGAGUUCCUGGCACACUCUCACAAGACUGAGGUUCUUCUGGAAGAACCAGAGGGUGUAGAAGAGGAUGAAGCACAGACGCCUACACAAUUGCCAUUUCCAUCUCAAGUGGAGGAUGCAGGAGGAGGUUCAGAAAACCAGUCUGAUCCCACGUACCUUGCCUACCAGUGGCCAUCAGUGAGAGAGGGUUUGGCAGAAUCUGCACUUGAAGAUGUCCAGAAUCUUCGACAGCUUAUUCUACGAAGUCUUCUUCCCACAAGACCUUCAGAAUAUGAUUCUGCCCCCACGCCUGAACUAGAGGAUGACCACACACCCACGCCUUCAGUUUCCGGUGGGGCUGCACACCCAUGGGAUAUGGCAACAGACUGUGUAUUAGAGACUGUAGAUGGAGAAAACGCCAAUGAUGACCGGGAUAAACUGACAUCGCAACGCUCUAGUAUCGCAGAGGGCAGUAGAGCUGUGGUGGACCUCACUCACCAUCACAGGAGGCAAGGUUCUAGAGAUGAAGAGGAGAGUGUUUGGGAUGUGGUCGAGGGCCACAACAAAGGGAGUUCUGAACUAGAAAACAGAAAUAAUCCAUCAGAUACUACUUCGGAGGACCAUAGUAAUAAAGCAUAUAAAGUAGUAAGAAAAGCUGAGGUGGUGGGCAGUAAUGAUGUCAUACCGUUGCCAGACAGCAGCCAAUCAGAAACAGUGUUGCAGGAAGCUGGCGGCGGAACGGUUUUAGAUGGAAAUUUGUUUUAUGUGGUCAUGCCGACUGUACCAUCACUGCCUCCCCCUAAAGAAGAGCCCCAACCACCCUCAGAAUUGAGUUGGUACAGAGAACCCGAAGAAACUGAGCAGAAACCAGCCAAUAGUUUGGAAGAUAACAACCUUCCGACUCAAAGUAUAGAAAGUGGAGUAUCUGGCUCUGAUGUGCCACCUAAUUUGGUUAUUCAAGAUGUUGAUAUGAUCUUCAGAACAAUUAAACAGCUAACGGACAAAUUACACAUGUUACAGGAGGUGGAAUCGGCACAUCAAGAGCUUUUAAGGUCUUUAAAGGAUAAAUCCACUGAAGACGCAUCUCGGGAGCUUGAACCACCGAUGGUUGAGGACAUGCAACCAGAAGUACACCACGGGUCCACUGUUAAUAGUAGUUCACUUUUCUUUGUGAAAAACAGCAUUUCUGUGUCCCUCCAUCCAGAUAGCCUUACAGAUCCACAUGACGAUGCUUUAAAUCUUACCAUGGGCCUUUAACCUUGUGCAUAGACGCCAAAAAUAAAAAAUCACUAGGAUCUCUACCACUACUGUUCAACCUCUCGUCUGUCCAGAAUCAUUUUCAAGGGGUCGGCAACACAAGGCUACACAAACAUGGCUGCCGGCUAAGGACAUAGGCACUUUACAGUUGAGGUUUUUACUGAACAGCCAGACUUGGACUGAUUAAAAAAAAAAAGACAAGAACUCAAAUGGAGGGAAAAAAACAAACUGGAAUUAUUUUUGGAAGACAAAAAAACCCUGCGAAGCAUGUUAGCUUAAUAAAUUAAAUAUAAAUAUCUAUAUAUAUGUAUAUGUAUAGUUAUAUACCUAUUUAAAGAAAGAGACAAAAAACAAAACCCUACACUGUCAGGAUUGGUUUCUAACACAAUACGGGAGUGUUUGCUCUGUCUCCGAAACGCGCAUGCCGCCUCCAUAGGAAUGGACCUGGCAGGAAGGCGACCUCUAGUGGACAGUCGUGGGAAGAUCUCUGGCCUGUGGUUGUCACUCUACACUAUGGAGAGUCUGUUCUUGUAGAAAAUGCACUAUGUCCAAAUGACAAGAGAAGUCCCAAGCGUCUGUACAGCGGGGCCGCCUCUCGUGUUUUUUUUGUUUUUUAUGUAUAAAUAUGUAUGUAUUUUUAUUUUGUAUAUAGUUUUUUUGCCCUUUGCCCUCUCUUCCAUCUUGUAAUAAAACAAGCUUUUUACCACU
This is a messenger RNA of Bufo gargarizans (Asiatic toad), 6371 nucleotides long. RefSeq names its product Rho guanine nucleotide exchange factor 11 (gene ARHGEF11). The coding region runs from base 921 to 5663 and encodes 1580 amino acids. Gene Ontology annotation, molecular function: guanyl-nucleotide exchange factor activity; G protein-coupled receptor binding. The record is from RefSeq and is a predicted model, not a curated record. Gene Ontology annotation, cellular component: cytoplasm. Gene Ontology annotation, biological process: intracellular signal transduction; G protein-coupled receptor signaling pathway. The transcript has 41 exons. NCBI's taxonomy places the organism in Eukaryota, Metazoa, Chordata, Amphibia, Anura, Bufonidae.